AUGAGGCUAUGGGUUAAGGCCUCGGGUGCAUUGAAAGAUACGUAUAGCAUUUGGGUUGCAAAGCUCUCACCAAGUGGUCCAUGUAGGAACCCUGAUCUUGAAAUCGCGAUCAUCAAGGCCACUAGCCAUAAUGAACCGUGCAUGGAUUACAAGAACGUUCAAAGGGUUUUCAAAUGGCUACGUACCUCACCUUUGUACCUUAAACCUCUUCUCUACACAGUCUCCAUGAGAAUGGAGAAGACUCGUUCAUGGGUCGUGGCACUCAAAGGGUUGAUGCUCACUCAUGGGGUAUUUUGUUUUGACUAUCCCGCGAUGAAAAAAAUGGGAAGAUUACCAUUUGAUUUGUCACAUUUUAGCGACGUGCAUGUAAACCCUAAUAAGGCGUGGCUUUUCAAUGCAUUUGUUCGUUCCUAUUUUGCGUAUUUGGACCAAAAAUCCGCGUUUGUACGAUUGGAGGCAACUAAAGAGACCAAGCGUGGGAGCAAGGAGAAGGAAGAGGCCGUGAUGGAAGAGCUGCAAGACUUGGAGAAGUUCCUUGGUUUGAUUGAUUUGCUUCUACAAAUCAAGCCUAGUAACCCUAACAUGAACGUGGUGCUUAUUCUUGAGGUCAUGGAUUGUGUUAUGGACGAGGUUUUGGAAGUCUAUGAUAAAUUUUCCAUGAGGGUUCAUCGAGUGGUAUCGAGGAUAAUUGAUAUGGGUGGGAAAGAAGAAGCAAGAGUUGGUCUUGAUUUUGUGAGAAAAGUUGAAUUGCAAGGUGGUAAGAUCUCUAUGUACUUUGAUUUUUGUAGGGACAUUGGGGUCAUUAAUGUUUCCGAGUGCCCCGAAAUCGUGAGGAUUGAUGAGAAAGACAUUCAUGAACUAAUAAGCAUAAGGGAUGGUGGUGUCUCCGAGAAGAAAAAUUUGAAGUUUGAUAAUAAUAAUAAUUAUAAUGAUAAUAAUACUAUUGUCGUGUAUGAGGGUAAUAAUUCUAGAGCCAUUACCACCAUUUCGGAUUUCAAGACGGUGAUCACUGAUCAAUGGGAGGUGUUUGAUGAUGUUAUGGAUAGUGCCUCCAAUGGUACAAGCCUGCAUAUCGCCACAAGUACUAACCCUUUUGUGGAUUCUUUGAGCAUCGUACAUUAUAUUCCCGUUUGCAAUACUCAUAUUCUUCCAGAUUUAAUUGUUUUGUAG
Molecule: messenger RNA, 1170 nt
Organism: Glycine soja
Lineage: Eukaryota; Viridiplantae; Streptophyta; Magnoliopsida; Fabales; Fabaceae
Product: putative clathrin assembly protein At1g25240
Exons: 1
Coding region: 1-1170 (389 amino acids)
Biological process (GO): vesicle budding from membrane; clathrin-dependent endocytosis; clathrin coat assembly
Cellular component (GO): clathrin-coated vesicle; clathrin-coated pit
Molecular function (GO): 1-phosphatidylinositol binding; phosphatidylinositol-4,5-bisphosphate binding; SNARE binding
Source: RefSeq, a predicted model, not a curated record